AUGCAACAAAAAAAGUCACACAACCCAUCCUAUCAUACUACUGAAGAAGUCAAGAAAUUGGUUACCCAAAAAGUUUGGAUAUUGCAUUCGAAGGAUGACAAUAUUUCGCCAGAAGAAUUUGUUCAUGAAUUUGUUAAUACUCUUCCAAAUAUCAAGUACAUAUUAAAAGAGAAGUUCAAACACUUCCCUCCUACAGAAGCUCCUGAAAUUGUCAAUAAUUUAAUUGCGGAGUUCACAUCUGAACUUAACUAUUAA
Messenger RNA from Trichomonas vaginalis G3, 255 nucleotides. RefSeq names its product 10-hydroxy-9-(phosphonooxy)octadecanoate phosphatase protein. The coding region runs from base 1 to 255 and encodes 84 amino acids. The record is from RefSeq and is a predicted model, not a curated record. The transcript has a single exon. NCBI's taxonomy places the organism in Eukaryota, Parabasalia, Trichomonadida, Trichomonadidae.